UAACUCUAUUAGCGGGUUGAAUCGACUCAGUGUUAUUACUGUUCGUGUCAUUCUGCCCUUCGUAUGAACACACAAUAUAAGUAUAUUUAUAUAAUAACUAUAUUAUCUCACUUUUUUUUAACGUUUAUUGACCCACUGUUUGUUUUUCCUUCAUCAGAAACCUGACUUCUUACUUUGCUAAUUCUGGCUAAUUUAACUUAACGCUAAUAAGCUAAGCUAAGCUAUUAGCUAGUUUAGUAUUGUUUCAACUAGCUGUCAUUUAAUCAUAUUUCUGGGAUUAUAGAUGCACCACAGACACAUUUUCUCUUAUAAAUUAACAGAUUAUUUGAGUAAUCCGUCUAUACCUGUUUUUUGUAGAAAUCUACAACGUUUACUUUCUGUAAGCUAUAAAAGUUUAUUAACUUUUAUUGUUUCAACAGCACUAUACUUCUGUAAAACACGGAAAAUAGCAUUUAAACUAUUACUAUAAUCGGUUUAAUAUUUGUAGUGACCCUUGUAUUAUCCUCUAAAUUCUUGCAUUUAAGCAUUUAUCUGUUUAAUUCACAGAUUCCAUCAAUUUUUAAGAAACAUUUUUUUUUUUUUUUUUGUUACUGGAGAUUUUAAGGACCAUAAUGCUGAACUUUUCCCUGUCAGACCACGUUAUGUCAGUUUUUUACAGACCUACUUUGGAUUAAAUCCAAUUAACUCAAUAAUUAAUUAAUAAUAGCUACUACAUUCUCAAUAAUGAACCAGAACCAGUGGACAUAAGGGUCAGUGUUACUUUUGGAAGCAAGUAGACAGAAAGCUAGGGUGCCAAAACAUUUGGAGGACUCGUUCCAGCAAUGACGGCUCCGGUGUACAUCGUCGACGGCUCUCCUCUUCGAGAUCCGCACUUCACAGCCGCGAUCAGCGAAAGGAUGCGAGUCCCGGAGCGGCUCAGAGUCGCUCAGGGGGCUUUGGAGGAUCUGAAAGCCAGGGCUGAAGAGCUGCCUGCUGCUUUCAGCAUGCAUGUCCCUGACAGACUGGCGUUAACAGAUGCUCCUGACCUGAGUCCACGGCCCCUCUUCUCCCAUCACAACGCUAGAGGUUAUGCGUCUUCCAUGUGGAACCUACAGCAGGGACCCUGGGAUAGGGAAACGUUUACACGAGGGCACGUUCAGAGUCCGCUACGGAGAUCGUAUAGCGACCAGACUUUUGGUAGAACCCCAUCCGGGACACCAACACACUCCAAACACUCUUCUUCAGGCAGCCAGAGUGCUGGAACGAUGCUCGCUGUACCUACAGUCCCGGCCCUACCUGAAUCCCGGGGGCUCGGUGCAAUUGCCCCAGUCCUCCUGACACCGCACAGCAUUCUGCAGGCUGCCAAGAAGCUGGGCAAGCAGGCCUCGGACAAAAUCCUCCAGACCGUAACUCAGAAAUACUCCUCCAGGUUUGGUUUCCCAGAAAAUCCUUCACCUCAACCAGGCGCUGAUCCUGAGCAGGCCAGGACAAGUAACAACACACAGGAGUUCUGGCGCAGUCCUGAGGAGGAGAGCGGAACUACAGUCGAGUUUAUAGCGCUACGACGACAGAUGAUAAAGAUGAACAGACGGAUAGCAAGUCUGGAGAAACAGAACGGCGAACGCAAGCAGAACGAACUGCUGCUCUUCUCACUACUGCUGUCUGCCUGUCUGGUCAACGGUUGGUUCUGGAUGCGCAAAUAAACCCACAAAGCCCUCCAGGAGAUCAGCUCGCUAACACACGCUAAUUAACUGUUGCACUUAAUACAGCACUCAGCGUAGGAGCUCGCUGUGACCCGAGAUAGGUGCGAGUCUGGAGUGUUGAGUUUGCGGGAUUAAGAAGAAUCACAAGAAUUCCCACACUACUGUGAAAGUCAUGACAUUUCAGCCUGUUAUAUUAUCACCUAUUUUUACCCAAUCACCCUUUUCUGGACUCCCCCUAAAUUCUACUCGUUUGUAAUUCUUAUUUAUUUUUUUCUUGAAUCAGUAGAACCUUUCCUUACCACUAGAGGUCUUCUCAGGUCUAAAAAAAUUUUACCCCACCCGAAGUGACCCAAAUCACUGUUUACCCGAACCCGACGUGUGUAUAUAUAUAUAUAUAUAUUUUUUAAGAAAGCCCCGACCCAAGACAAACCCGAAAAAAUUAGACCCGAGUCCGACUCGACCGCAAUUUUUUUUUUUUAACCCGACUGG
Messenger RNA from Tachysurus fulvidraco (yellow catfish), 2171 nucleotides. Its product is annotated as mitochondrial fission factor homolog B. NCBI's taxonomy places the organism in Eukaryota, Metazoa, Chordata, Actinopteri, Siluriformes, Bagridae. Bases 822 to 1682 code for a protein of 286 amino acids. The transcript is spliced from 8 exons. Gene Ontology annotation, biological process: positive regulation of mitochondrial fission. The record is from RefSeq and is a predicted model, not a curated record. Gene Ontology annotation, cellular component: mitochondrial outer membrane; peroxisome.